Linnemannia hyalina is the source of this 1896-nucleotide messenger RNA. The record is from the annotation of a GenBank genome assembly. Lineage: Eukaryota; Fungi; Mortierellomycota; Mortierellomycetes; Mortierellales; Mortierellaceae.
AUGACGAAUCCUCGGGAGCUCCUGUCCCAGCACUGGAGAUUCUACUUCAACUCUUCUCAUGACGACUGGGGAUCUGACGACAUGAUGACCCUUCGAUCUGCCGUCCAAAAGUACCUCAACGAUCAUCGAGAGUCGUCUGUUGAUCGAGAGGCUAACAACGGCUAUGCAAGAAAGACGACGCUCUUGCUUUUUCUCUCAAGACUUCUCAUUUUCAAGUACUGCAUGAGCGUCCCCGGUAGCAGCAAGUCAUUCACCAGCGCACGAUGGGCUCUCCUGCAGGUGUGCCCACAUGUUCUCUAUAAGGACAUGUUCAACGCACUGUUCCUCAAACUUCUCAACCUUCAGCACCAUGGAGAACUCCCUCUUUCGCUGCUGAUCCGCAAUGUGUACGAGGAUGCAAAGGAUCGCCUUGUUGAGCGCGGGUGCCUGCCAAAGAUCAAGGAUGACACCAGGCUCCUUUUGGUCCACGAUGAGGCGCAAGUCCUUGGCGAUGAGUUCAACGGCUCUUUCCAGUCGACGACUUCAACAAAUUCCCCACGCCCAUUGCUCUUUCCGAUUUUACACGCGUUUCGAGACAUUGGCCAACAUCAGCUUACAUUGAUUACCUGCGGCACCGGCUUGAGCAUUAAUACUCUUUUCUGGAUCCAGAGUUCGGGCUCCGGUCUAAAGGACAGCUCAACCAACUUUGAGGACGACCAGUCAAAGCUGGCUUUGGACGAGCACCUUCCGCAAGAGGCAGUCGAUAUGCUGUUCAACAAGUUUGCGGGUCGCUUUCGCCCAGCAAUAGCUGCAGAAAGGGUCAUCGAAAGCAACGACCCAGGCGCAUGGAAGAAGACCAUUGAAGCUGCGGAGGACAGGCUGGUAUCUUGGGCGCAUCGGAACAUCAAAGGCAAUUUGUGCUACGAGAUAUCUCGCCUCCACGACAAACACAACAAAUACAAGGAUCAGCUUGUGGAGGCUAUCGACAGCAUGCUGGGCCUCCUUAUGUAUCAGCGUUGCAUGUUUGGGAUUCACGACCUUGUCCUCAAGGAGGUAGACCCUCAGUUGGUGGAGCAUGCGUUUGGUCGGAUCAAGAUUAUUCGAGGUCGUGCUGUCACUGUCAUGGACGAGCCCUUCGUUUCCAAAGCAGCGGAGAAUUAUUUCGCCGCUAUCGAUCCCUACUUCGCAAGGGAAGUGCGGAAACGUAUGGGAUGUGUGCUUGAGCGGUUCAUGAUGAAGGUUUUCAGUGAGACAUUCAACACACGACCUCUAUCUGAGUGGCCGCAUCAGCCCCCCAUCUCUGAUAUGUGUCCAGCUCUCGUCGGCAAGGUGGAAAUUGUUGGCUGGAGGGAACCUGGACUCGAGCAAGGCACGACUCACGCGAUGAUGUCGAUGGAAGAGUUCAUGGACACUCAUGUCAACCAUGGGUCAACCCGCAACAACAUGCCUGUCGCGCCAUUUUUCUUCCCCAAGCCCAAGCCGUCGGGACCAGACUUGGUUUUCUUCAUUCGGAUCGACGGUGCUCGGUUGGUUCCUGUCUUCGUUCAGAUGAAGCUGCAUCAAGGGUCGUCUAACUUCUCGGAGAGGGAUUGGAAUGACGCACUCAGCACAGUCUCGGCAGCCAAGAUUGAGGGCCACGCAAAGAAUUUUCGCAAGUACUGUCCCGACAACGUCUACAUCAGUAUGAUCGUUGCAUACCCUACCAAAUGGACUGACAAGCUGCCAGCACAUUCAGAACUCCCAAAGGACCCCAGUGGUGUUCAGCAGGUCGUGAUCAACAUCAGCGAUGACAAUUUCGGCGACAUUUUCCCCCAGGAGCAUGUAGAGUUUAUUGAUCGACUCAAGAAUGCUCGAAAGCGCUCUACUGACGACGAUGACAGCAACGAUGAGGACUGCUCCAAAAAGAAGAGGAGCUAA